GUAGGUGUAUGUUGGAUAUUCCCGUUUGAUAAUAUAAUUGUUUGUUAAUCAUAUUUCAAAUGUGUAUUUAGUUACGAUAUUUAAUAGAAGUAUCGGUAUGCAAAUCAUGUUGAAAAAAAACCGCAACCCAGCUGUAAUUUGACAAAUGCUGAUGGGUGCUGCUAUGAGAAACGUCAAUAUACCAAUUGGUUUUAUAAUAUAUCAUUAAACAAACAAUAGGAAGCAGCAGCAACAGUAUUUAAAGGGCUAAAUUGGAUGAUAUUCGCAAAUGUUCUCCGCUUUGCAAAGAUGUGAUUAGACAUUAUGCUAGAAUAGAAUAAAAAGCGAAUUAAACGAUGGCUGACACUGGCAACGAACAUCCCACACAGGACAACAUCUCAGAUACUGCACUGAGUGCCCAUGAUUCCGAUGUUGAAUCCUCUCACAGUGUCUGCUCUGGCUCAGACACACACAGUGGACACACUUCACUUUCUGGGACCACAGAGAAGGGCUCUAUUUCUGGACCCAUAGUGCACAUCAGUUCCACUUCCAGUGAAGGUGGAACAUCAACAACUCUACUGGCCACUGCCAAUUCACCAGAACCUGAUGCCAGAUAUAGCAUGCUAAGCACUACGUCCACAUCUGCCUCGAGCAAUAGAGGUACGCUUCUACCAUGGGGCGCUACAAAAGAAAGAUCGCCGCAUCCGAGCGUUGGACCCAGCAUAGACAUGGACAUUCGACCAGGAGAAUUCGUGAUGAGAACGCUCUUCGCGGAUUUCACUCUGCAAGCCGAAAGGAAAAUCGAGUCCGUCAUAUACGAUCAUCACGAUAAAUUACUCUCCAGAGUGUUGCAAAGAGGUGAAGAUCCGCUAUUCGACCAACUACUAAGCUCGUUUGGAUCCGUCGCUGAGCACUGUCUACCUUCGUUGUUGCGUGCCCUGUUUUCAUGGUAUCAAAGGCAAAUCACAGAGGUUGCAAACGCUGAACAGAAAAAAGUAGAAAAGGGAAAAAGCAUCAUUUAUAUGGUGUCUGGGAAUACAACUGAAACCGUUGAGAGAAGCGAGUCGAACAUCCAGCAGGAACGCAGAGAUUUGGCCGUGGAAUUCCUUUUCUGCUUAGUUUUAAUCGAAGUCCUAAAGCAACUUUCGUUCCAUCCAGGACACGAAGAUCUCGUGCAGUAUAUAGAGAGCAUCGCUUUUAAGCAUUUCAAAUACAGAGAAGGUAUUCAAUCGAGUCCGAAUUCUGCAAACAUCCAUAUGAUAGCAGAUCUUUACGCCGAGGUGAUUGGUGCUUUAGCUCAAUCCAGAUUCAUGUCGGUGAGAACCAGAUUUAUGGCGGAACUUAAAGAGUUGAGGUCAAAGGAUCCCAGUCCGCAUACAACGCAGAGCAUCAUAAGCUUGCUCAUGGGCAUGAAAUUCUUUCGGGUAAAGAUGGUACCGAUAGAAGAGUUCGAAGCCUCCUUCCAGUUCAUGCAGGAGUGUGCCCAAUACUUUCUCGAUGUCAAAGAUAAGGACAUUAAACACGCUUUGGCCGGAUUGUUCGUAGAAAUUUUAGUUCCAGUAGCAGCGACUGUUAAAAACGAAGUCAAUGUACCGUGCUUAAAGAAUUUCGUUGAAAUGCUUUAUGCCCAAACACUAGAUGCUAGCACUAAAUCGAAGCAUAGGCUAGCCUUGUUUCCGCUGAUCACAUGCCUUUUGUGCGUCAGCCAGAAGCAAUUCUUCUUGCAGAAUUGGCAUUAUUUCCUUGCCAUGUGCCUGUCGCACUUGAAGAACAAAGAUCCAAAAAUGUGCCGUGUGGCUUUAGAGUCGCUGUACCGUUUGUUAUGGGUUUACAUGAUUCGCAUCAAAUGCGAAAGCAAUUCCGCAACUUUAUCUCGUUUGCAGAGCAUAGUCAACUCGCUCUUCCCCAAAGGAUCCAAAGCCGUCGUUCCCAGAGAUACGCCUCUAAACAUCUUCGUCAAGAUCAUUCAGUUUAUAGCGCAGGAACGGUUGGAUUUCGCGAUGCGCGAAAUCGUAUUCGAUUUGCUUUCGGUGGGAAGGAACAUCAAGAUCAUCCUCACACCGGAGAGGAUGAGCAUAGGUUUGAGGGCGUUCCUCGUGGUUGCAGAUAGUUUGCAGCAAAAGGAAGGCGAACCACCGAUGCCGAGGUCUAUGGGAGUAUUGCCCAGCGGAAACACGCUCAGAGUGAGGAAAACUUUCCUAAAUAAAAUGCUAACGGAUGAUACUGCGAGGUCGAUCGGGAUGAGUUCGUAUUUCCCGCAUGUGCGUCGCGUUUUCGUGGACAUCUUGAGAGCGUUGGACGCGCAGUACGGAAGACCUUUGAUGAUGACCAGUACGCAGAAUGUUAAUAAGGAACCGGACGAGAUGAUCACAGGAGAGAGAAAGCCGCGCAUCGAUCUUUUCAGGACUUGCGUUGCAGCAGUACCACGACUGAUCCCUGAUGGUAUGAGCGGCGUAGAGUUGGUGGAUUUGCUGUCCAGAUUAACCGUGCACAUGGACGAGGAGUUGCGAGGAUUGGCGUUCCAGAGUUUACAAACUCUGGUCAUGGAUUUCCCCGAUUGGCGUCAGGACGUUAUCUGGGGUUUCACUCAGUUCAUGGCGAAAGAAGUAUUGGACACCUUCCCGCAGCUAGUGGAUAGCGGCGUCAGGAUGCUGCUCAGUCUGCUCUCGGCUUGGAAGAACGCUCUCUCAUCUCCCGGAGGUAACAUGAGCACCAGCAUGAGAUUGGGUAAAGAGCCAGCAGCUGCUACGGAAACCACGAAGAGCGCGACACGAGAUCCGAAGGCGACGAAGAGGACGGACAACGCUAAACCGGAACCGCUUUCGUCGGUGCUCCAUUUGGUCGAAGCUUUCGCCUUGGUGAUGCUUUGCACUUACCGUUUGGUCCCAAGAAAAUUAUCGGUGCACAUCCUGCGCGAUAUCAAAACUCUGCAGAAACUGUUGAAUUGUACCGAAGAGAUGGCGAUAUUGGACGUCAUUGAUCAAUGCCUACCGCAGGUCGUGGAGAAGGUUAUCCCGUUUUUACCAGCGAGCGAGAAGACGUUGGUUCAAUCCGUGGCUAGCAUCGAUCUGCAAUGGCUGGUGGAGCGGAACACGUGCAUUUGGACGGCAGGACUGCACGAGGAUGCGAACCUAAAGAGCGGAUCGAAUACGGUGAAUUUCAAUGAUCCUUGGAGUCUCCUACUGUUCGGUUUCCUUGAGAGAGAUCGCAUUCUCGGUUUUUGCCCGACCGCAGUUGCCCACUCUUGGCCCUUGGUGUUCUACAGACUUAACGCUCUGUACCCUGUCAUAGAUCCAACGCCGGUAAACGACAAUCGCGCUUCUUUACUGAGGAGUUCAGCAGCUAUCAAGAAGCCCGUCAACGAAAGAGACGCCUACAUUCACGUAUGGAAGAACUACAUAACAUUCGCCUUUCGCGUUGUCCCUCCGGUGCCCAGUCCUAUAGUGCGUUGCGCCAGCCCCGAUCUCAGCUUAAGUUCACUGGAAGGUGUUGUAGAGACAAGUGAUCUCAGUACAAGUCUUGAGAACUUGGUCCAGGCGCAGGGUCUGGUAUCCACCGGCAGAUUCACUCUGCCUCUCUCCGCCAUUCGGAGACAACACAAACGGACCAGCUCUUCACCGGAUAGUUUGAAUGCGGAAAGGAACGAUACGAAGUGCACGGGAGUCACAGCAUCGCCGGCCGCCCUUUACAAGCUCAUCGUACCUUUGCUGAGAUGCGAAUUCGUUGAUGUCAGAGAUGCAGCGGUGAUGGCCCUUGGGAACGUGAACAGCGAUGCCCUAAAGGAUUUAAUGGAAGAGCUCGUUGUCUACAUCCGCGAGGCAGUGGAUAGGAAGCAAGAGAACGUGAGGCGUCGCAGGAGACGCGACGCCCUGCGAAUCCAAUUAAUUAAAGUCCUCGAACUUAUAGCUCAAUACGGGACUUUUAGCGUGAGUUCUUUCGUGUUGGACAGGAACACGCUGCAUCCGACUUUCGUGGAAUACAUGGAAGGUGCACGGAUUUACCUGGAGAGUGAAACCGACAAGAACACGUCCACCGUGAAGGAGAUCGUUUCGCACUUUUGCAGUUUCAUCAGGAAGAUGAUUAAGAGCUUCAGUCUGGACACGUGCCAAACCCUGUUGAAACGAGAUCUUCGAAAGAAACUCUUCAGUCUGUUCUCCUGUUGGUCCGGGAAAUAUGGAGCGCCCAUCCGGACUGCUUCCACGCCGGACGUAGAGCCAUCCCCAAAGAAGUGCACUGACCUGCAUUUCUCUGCUCUGCAAGCUAUGAGCGCCCUCCUCUGCUGCGGCCCCUGCUUCGAUCCGCAGAAGCUUACCGAGGAUGGUAACUUGUACAAGUGGCUCGACGUUAUGUUGGAUAGCAACGAAGAGAAGGUUUACAAUCUCGGAAGGGAAACCGUGGUGCUUCUAUUGGAGUGCAAUCCAGAUUCCGAUCCUCUCCUGGAUUGGACCGUGCACCGCUGUUACACCGGUACACAGGCUGUGGCGGAUGGCUGUUUCCUUGCAUUUGCCACUAUUUUCAGCGCCAAGGAAUAUCCUUGCGAUCAUUACACGGCCGUCAUCAAUGUUACCUUGAUGAACACCGGCUGUCCGAGACCGGUGGUCCGUGAUACUGCCCUUCAGCUUCUUCAAAUCCUCGAUAAGCGGUUCUUCGGCACCGUCGGACCAUUGGCAGAGGGUGACCUCGCUGAAGGUGACAAAGGACGGAGUACAUUGGACACCGUUCUAGCGACGACUUAUUGCCGUUCCCAGAUACAUCUCUCAAGUCAACUAUCUCAUUUGCAUCCGGAACUGACGAUGCCCAUGUUCUCCGAAAUUACUUAUCGUUUUCAAACUGCAAGACCCGAGGUCCGGCAGUUGCUGCUGCAAUACCUUCUUCCGUGGCUACACAACAUGGAAUUGGUCGAUCCUAAUGUUCCUCCGACGAAUUCCAUCAUCUAUUACCAAUUUUAUGCAAACGAGGGAAAAUCGGGCAGACGCAAAGAGGGAUGGGGAUCCGCCGAAGCCACGGAAAUGGUUCUGAAUAAUAUAUUUUACAUUACGGCAAAGUUCGGUGACAACCAUCCGGACGAGAUGGAAAGAGUUUGGGCCACUCUCUGCAAUUCCUGGCCCAACAACAUGAAAGUCAUCAUCAGAUAUCUGAUCAUCAUUUCGGGGAUGGCACCUAACGAACUGCUUCCAUACGCAAAAAGGGUGAUUCUUUAUUUGGCGAGGGUUGCGCACAUCAGGCUUCUGGAUGAGAUGAUGUUCGAGCUUCAAACGGUCGAAACUCUCAAUUGCCUCAUCGAACGGACGGAAACGCCUCCGUUCUACCGUCUCACCGUGAUGAGGAAGGCCUCCAGUCAUUCGGACGGUGCUGGUGGAGUCGUCGGGCAAGCAGAUUUCUGCAGUCGAAUUGAUUUAGGCGUUGAAAAGGGCACGAUUCACACGAAGAGGCACAGCGGAGAGGAUCCGACGAAAUGCGGAACUCCGAAAGCGGAGCAGGCCAUGAAAGCAAUGCCGGAUUAUAAUUCACCGAAAAACAGGCAGAAUUUGUCCGAGGAUAUUUGCACUCCUACUACGGACGAAAAUUCCGAGGAUCUCUUCUCGCUCUCCAGACCUGUAGCACCCUCCGACAAAUACGACAUCUCCAUACCUCCGCCGCAUCCACUGCCGAUGCCUGAGUACGGCGGAUUCUUUGCACCUCUAACCGAAUACUUACCUGACAGCUCCAUGCCGAUUUCAGGUUUCCACAGGUGCAACGUGGCUGUAAUGCUGUUAUGCGAUGUUGUGGUCGACGGCGUGGAAUUCGAUUGGACGAUCCACGUGCCGUUGAUGCUGCACAUCCUGUUCUUAGGUUUGGACCACACCAGAUCUUUAGUACAUCAGCAUUGCAAGCAGUUGCUUCUCAACUUGCUGAUAGUCUUGGCGCAGCACAACGAUCAUCUUUCCGUUGCGCACAUCCUCAUGAACAGCAAGACGAACAUGCUGGGUCUCGGUUUGCCCAUUCCCAAUCUACCAGUCGUUAAGCAUACUUUCACAGAACGUCACCCAGCCUUCGAUAGUUACCUGCAAGGUCCUACUAUGACAUUGAACGCUAACGUAGAACCGGCUUCAGCUAAUGAAGCUCAAAGCAAUAAUACGAAUAACACGGUUUGUGAUUCUAUAGGAGGGGAUGUUAAGAAGGAAGCGACGACUGUUCCACCAGUUAUCGUGACUGGAGAGGAUAAUUCGUUAUGGACGGGACCUGAAAUAGGUCCUAACAUGCCCAUCCAGGAUGUGAUCAAAUCGUUGAUCGAUUUCUUGGCUACCAGACAAAACCUGCCGCUUUGGCCGUACGAGGAUAUCACUGCGAAGGUGUGGCAGGUCAGGAGCGCCGACCAGAUCGACGUCUUCCUGCAGCACGUCCUGCGGGUGUUCCAGGAUUCGGUGAGGAACGCGCACAUCAGCGAGCGGUGGGCGCAAACAGCUCUGCAGCUUGGAUUGAGUUGUUCGUCCAGGCAUUACGCUGGUAGAUCUUUGCAAAUCUACAGGGCUCUGAGGGUGCCCAUCACGUCGCGGAUGCUCUCCGACAUCUUGAGCAGAUUGGUGGAGACCGUCGCAGAGCAUGGAGAAGACAUGCAAGGCUAUGUUACUGAGCUGCUGUUGACGCUCGAAUCCGCCGUCGAGUACCUGGAAUCCGAUUUCCGACCGCUGGACUUCACGAGGGACUUCUUCAAGUCCACGCCGAAUCUGAACAACAAGGAGUCACUGAUAAUAUCGAAGAGAUCGCCGAACAGCGCAGGCAUCGGCGGCGCCGACAUCGCGCCAUCUUUCUCUUAUCUGAACCAGAGCGGUCACACGAGAAGCACCAGCUACUCGGUGAGCUAUUGCCCGAGGAAGAGCACCGGGUCUCCGGCGAGCGAUGGCAAAGAUAUCAGAUGCCGCACUGGAUCGGAGGUAGAGAAUCGCGCCGGUUCCAAUCAAAAGUUUUGUUCUAAUCUGUCGAGAUCUCGUUCGGCGCAGAGUCUGAAGAUGCUGGGCGACUCGGCCACACAGGAUGACAAGAUGACGAUACUGGCGCAACUCUUUUGGCUCUCUGUUUCGCUGCUCGAGUCCGAUUACGAGCACGAAUUCCUGCUGGCCCUGAGGCUGCUUGCGAGGGUCAUGCAUCGCCUUCCUCUCGACAGGCCCGAUGCCAGGGAUAAAGUCGAGAAGUUGCAGGCGCAGCUCAGGUGGAACUCGUUCCCCGGUGUACACGCUCUACUUUUAAAGGGUUGUACACAUCCUAACAUCUACGAACCUGUUGUCGCGCUGCUCUCCCAAUUCACGCCGCUCUUGGAUUUCGUGGUAGUGGAUCCUUCGCAAAGUAUAGCAUUCCCGAUGAACGUGAUUGCUCUGCUGCCGUACAUGCUGUUGAAUUACGAGGACGCCAAUGAAUUAUGCAUCCGCAGCGCGGAGAAUAUCGCUCAGGUGAGCAUCGAGAAGAGCAAGAAGCUUGAAAACCUGGGAACUGUGAUGAAUCUGUACAGCCGUCGCACGUUCAGCAAGGAGAGCUUCCAAUGGACGAAAUGCGUUAUCAAGUAUCUGUACGAUACGUACGCCCAUCUCAGUCUGAACAUGCUCACAUUCCUGGUGGAGGUCCUCGAGAAAGGUCCAACGAAUCUUCAGCUACCCGUGCUGAACAUCCUCCACUGCAUGCUGCACUACGUCGAUUUGGCCUCGGCUGCAGCGCAACCCAUCAACGCCGAUCUCCUCAGGGUUAUAGCCAAGUACAUUGAAGGAGCUCACUGGAAGGAAUCGUUGAAAAUUUUGAAGCUGGUUGUAACGAGAUCGAGCAGUUUGGUUGCACCACCCACGUCCAUACACCACUGGGAAACUGUAACAACGUCCGUUCCGCAUCCAUCCUUCAGCGAGAUCGAUGUCUUCACCAGGAAAGAAUUACCAGGUCGAACCAUGGAUUUUACGUACGAUCUCUCGCAGACGCCCGUAAUCUGCAGAAGAUUGAUUAAGGUGGCAACCACUGAUGAGGCUAAAUUGGAGUUGCCCGACUUGGAUCCAUCAGUGAAUUCCGUCGCAUCUCCGAGACGUUCCUGCUCUCUUAGUCCUGCCGAUACCGGGCUGCUUUCUUGCUGGAAGCGACCUUGGAUGGCGCAGGGACGCGUUCGAGAAUGUCUCGUUAAUUUGCUAACGACGUGCGGCCAAAGAGUUGGCCUACCAAAGAGUCCAUCUGUGAUAUUUAGCCAAAACUCUGAUAUACUGGAGAGACAGUCGAGCAUGGCUUCGAGUACUGAAGAGGUAUCGGCAGGUAACAAUGAUCUUAGCGGCGGAUCGAGAAGGGACGAUGCGACCGCGGACUUUGGCGUCUUCAAGGACUUUGAUUUCCUGGAGUACGAGAGCGAAAGUAUUGAGGGUGAAAGCACCGACAACUUUAACUGGGGCGUGAGGCGAAGACAUCUUUGCGAAGUUGAGGAGGAAGGAGGCAGUGUAUUAAGACAACUGGAAGAUCUUCUGAGCGAACAAACGCCAGUAUUGACAAUAAGAAAGAGGGUCGUCGCCGAAGAAUCGUCGGAUGAUGAGAUCGGCUCCGAAUCUCCACUCGAUGAGAUCGUAGUUGUUCCAGAGUUCGAGAGUAGUUCCAAUGCGGGAAGCACGAAAUUCCCACCAUCUUCGUUGAACUUGACGAGGACUAGGCAAGAUUCUAGCGCUCGAUCAGAUACAAGCGGAUCCAGCGCUGGAGAUCUGGGCGAUGUAACACCUUGUAACACAUCACCUAAUAUGUCUACGUUAAUCAAUAUGAGGCCAAUUACGAGGAGCGACACUUUGGAUACCUGGACUUCGUAUCUUCAAACGGAUUUGACGCAAACAUCCGCCAACACCUUACUCCUAUUCCAUCAGCUUCAAAAAUUGAUCAAAAGCGUGUCCAAAUCUGCAAUUUCAAUUACUACGGAAGCUUGCGAUCAUUUGGGGAAAGCGAACGAAGGGGCAACAGUUAAGCUUAUAAAUUCUCGAUUGUCAGCGUUCAUAGAUAUCGUGACCAAUCGCAUUCUGCCAAUCCACUUUAUAUGGUUCAAUAGUGCAGCUUUGAACAGCACCAAGUUGAGCGAAAGUCUGAGGUACGGCAUGCUAGAAGUCCAAGAGCAUUUGGAAAUGUUCUGUGAGAAGAGGGAGCAAACCAUUAUGUAUUCAAACGCUGUGAAGUCUUUGCUGAAGCUGAGCGUUCAGAGUGCCAACAAUAGGCACGAGGAUUACCUGCUGGAUCUUGGGAAGGCUCUGUACAAACUCCAUUUCCAGCUGCUGCUGCUUAUCGAAGCCGGUAACAAAAUGAUCACAACGUUGACCAACACUCUGAAAACUUCGCAGUUUCACGAUGUUACUUCUGAAGUCCUGGUAGUUUUAAACGCUUUGAAUACCGCUAUCGAAGACACCGAGGCUGAUGGAGGUACUCCUACACCUGCAUCAUCUUCAACGGUGUCAUCUCCUUCUCCGGGUAGCGCCGACGAUUUGGAAACUGCUUUAUACGAGCUUGUAGCUGCUGAAAAAUGGUCAGCUUCCCUCUCUUUUCUUAAGCACAACAGGGGACACCUGUGCAGCGAGGGCAAUAUGGACCUAGAGGAUGACGUCGUCUUAAUUUUAAAUAUUUAUUGUAAGAAAUUAGUGCAGGAAAAAAGUGAUUGCUUCGUAAUUACAAAUCAGGAUGGUGAUUUGGGAGACGUGUUUCUGAGACUGUUCCAGGUAUCUGCUGCAGUUUCUGACUUGGAAAACGUGUUAAAAGAUCGAGAUCAGUCUGAUACAUCCAUAGCCAGCCACUCGAAGGACUAGUGGAAUCUAGGAAUACGUUGCCUAUGUUUAAAUGCUGUUAACAAUUAAAUAUCAAUGAAGAAAUAUAUCAAUAAAUUAGCUUCGCACGAGGAUGAAUUGUGCUACUAUAAAUAUAAUCGUUAAAAUUAAA
Messenger RNA from Nicrophorus vespilloides, 9885 nucleotides. Its product is annotated as protein furry. Gene Ontology annotation, cellular component: cell cortex; site of polarized growth. The coding region runs from base 336 to 9755 and encodes 3139 amino acids. The record is from RefSeq and is a predicted model, not a curated record. Gene Ontology annotation, biological process: neuron projection development; cell morphogenesis. The transcript has 39 exons. Lineage: Eukaryota; Metazoa; Arthropoda; Insecta; Coleoptera; Silphidae.